Molecule: messenger RNA, 3293 nt
Organism: Coccinella septempunctata (seven-spotted ladybird)
Lineage: Eukaryota; Metazoa; Arthropoda; Insecta; Coleoptera; Coccinellidae
Gene: grn
Product: GATA-binding factor C
Exons: 8
Coding region: 449-1882 (477 amino acids)
Biological process (GO): positive regulation of transcription by RNA polymerase II; cell fate commitment; negative regulation of transcription by RNA polymerase II
Cellular component (GO): nucleus
Molecular function (GO): RNA polymerase II cis-regulatory region sequence-specific DNA binding; zinc ion binding; DNA-binding transcription factor activity, RNA polymerase II-specific
Source: RefSeq, a predicted model, not a curated record
CGUACAUACUGGACAUGUUAUUUUAUACGAUGCAACCCGACUGUCAUUAAUUUGAGAGUGAAAAGAAUUCCUAACUUAUUGAAAUUGUUUGUUUGUUUCUUCAUACAUUGUGUUCAGUGAGUGAGUGUACAAAAUUAUAUGACAGGGUGUUUCAACGCCACGCUUAACACUGAAGGGUUUCGACGCAUCUUCUGGCGCCGUGUUCAACCUGCAGAUCGCGUGCAUCGCUCAUCGCAGUUGGCGCUGCCCGUCGCAUAGCAGUCAGAAUAAACAAACGACUAUCGACGAAGCUAAAGCUGAGGAUAGCAUCAGUUGAUCGCCGUAGUUGCGCACAAUGUUAAGCUGCCGCAAUGAGGAAUUGACCUUAACGUGAUUUUUGACUGGAUCUUCCGGGUUUCCUUAUUAAAUUAUUUCGCGUGUGUAGUGUUACAAGGACAUUGAAUCACAAAUGAUCAUGGAGAUGACAAUGCCAAACGAUGCGGCUGUUGGUAGGUGGUACGAGUCACAAAGGACCGGUACUACUGGCAGUCCUGGACAAGGUAAUUUGGAAAGUGGUGCUAGCGUGGACAUUAACAGUAGUGUGGCCGAGCAUAUGGGAGCUUUUUUUCUGGACCCGUCGGGCAGCCAGAGGGCCAGGUAUUACCAUCAGAGUAUGCACCCUACAUAUGGAUCUGUAGCUAGUCAUGCAUCCCGUAUGUCGUCAGGCCAGAUGUGCCGGCCCCAUUUCCACACCCCCCUGCACCCUUGGCUGUCAGACUCGAAACCUCUGGCACAUUCAGGACCCUGGGUGCCGUUCGGUGGAGGAGAUCCCGACAAAUCCCAGAGCCCCAGCUCUGCGCCCUCCCAGCACCACAACCUCUUCGCGUUCCCUCCAACACCACCGAAAGACAGCACGCCGGAUUCGGUGGCGCCCUCUGCCGGUUCGGAGUACCAGAGCGCGGUGGCAGCCGCCAUGGGGGCCUUCAUGCACGAGAACCCUCAGAGCUGCGCCUUGGACAUGAAGCCCUCGUCUGGUUCCAGUUCGAACAAGCAGCGUGAAGGUAGUGACUAUGAAGGGGGCUCCUCCGGCAUGUUCAAUGGUAACUUUGAAAGUUCGUAUGGGUCUGCGUAUGGCCACGGUAUUCACGGGGCAACGUAUUCGCCACAGAACAAACCACAUUUGACUGCCCAAGGCGCCCAGUCACCUAAUAAACCUAGAAACAAGUCGAGAACCAGCGCCGAGGGACGAGAGUGCGUGAACUGUGGGGCAACUAGUACGCCGCUGUGGAGAAGGGACGGCACUGGACAUUACCUGUGCAACGCCUGUGGACUGUACUACAAAAUGAAUGGACAAAAUAGACCACUAAUCAAACCAAAGAGAAGACUGAGCCUACAAAGUGCAGCUAGGAGAGCCGGAACAAGUUGUGCGAACUGUAAAACAACGACGACUACCCUCUGGAGGCGCAACCAGAAUGGAGAACCUGUGUGUAACGCAUGUGGACUGUAUUAUAAACUACACAAUGUGAACCGGCCCUUGACGAUGAAAAAGGAAGGAAUCCAGACCCGCAACAGGAAGCUAUCGUCGAAAAGUAAAAAGAAGAAGAGUGGCAGUUCCUGUUUAUCCCUAGGAAGUAUGAUGGGCGACAAAACGGGCUUUGGAGGAGGAGGCUUCGGUGGGGGUAUGUCUGGAAGUCAUCACCACCUGAACGCAGCCUUACAUCCGCAUCAUCCGAUGAGCCAGUGGUACCACCAUAGUACGCACCCCCAAAGCUUCGUUUCAGGUCCUCCUCCCCCUGCACCUCCCCCAACAGCCUCAUAUCAUCACCACAUGAGCUCUUUAUCUGCAGCGGGCCUAGGACUGACGUCGAAUGGAAUGACUGGAUGGAGAUCAGACUACUCGUGAUAAAGUGACCAAAAAUGUGUAUAAAUGUAAAUAUUCAAUAUGAUUCGUAGAUAUUUACGAUUUUCACUAUUUAUCGAACUGUGAAUACAUGGUAAAAUAAGUAGGUUCGAUAAUAAUAUUAAUUAAAAUACACCACUACAUCAGCGUCAUCCUCAAAAUAAGACUCACAACAAACGAAAUUGAAAUAAAUGUUGCUCAAGCAAAAAAUUAAACCCUAGAAAAUAGGGGAUGAUUUUUUCAGAUGAGAUUUUCACCACAACACUUACUUCGGUAUCACAAAACUUUCUUCAGGUAGGUGAUAUUGAUACUGAGUGGCAAAAAACUCAUCUAAGUGAAAAUCUUGGCGAUGUUUUUUGAAUUUCCCCCCAGAUGAUAAUCCAAUAUUUGGUUUUGACUGCACUCGAUUAUAUUUCCCUUUUAUGAAUAAAAACUUCUUCUCCUAUAUAAUUUCCUCAAUAAUAAAAUGUUCAUAGUUUCCAAAAAAAUAAAAAAUUUCUACAAAGAAAUUAACAUUAUGUACCAUUUGAAGAGCUGAUGUUGUGGUGUUUAUGGGAUGUUGUGAAACUGUGAUAUACACAACCUCAAAAUAAAUGGACUCUGAAGUCUGCAUGACAAUGGAGUGAAUAUGAAAGUCGUUCGAGAAACCGAUUUAUUCUAUUAUGUACAAAAUAUCCAGAAUAGUGAAAAUCAUGUUUCAUAUAAUGUAAAAAUUCAUUGAUCGUGAUUGGACAUUUGGGUCCGCAAAUUGAAAUGGAAUCCUGAUUGUGCAUGUAUAGUAAAAAUUCCGACGAUUUGCGACCAACUUUAUAUAAAUUAUAAAUAUAUACAUAAGUACAAAACAGUUGUAAUCUAUUGUAAAUAGAUGUUAUUGAAUUAGAAGAUUUUUUAACUCGUGUAUAAUUUCCGAAAUGUGCAAUUUUCACUCUGUAACUAUUUGAAAUUAUAAAUAAUAAUGAUUCACUGGCACUGAAAGAAUUGAAAUAUAUUUGACUGGUGCCCUCUAAAUUGUAUAGUCAAUUUUAUAUCAGAGAUAAACUUACGCAAUUUACGUAUACUCCCAAAGAAUUUUAUUAGUUCCAUAUAUCUGAAUUCUGCUGAAUGGAAAUAAAAACUAACAAAAAAUUGUUUGGAAUUGAUGAAUUAUGAUUUCGAUAGAAGUACAAAUUUGAAGUAAGUUUUACUCAAUUUUUUAUUUAUUGCUUAUUAAUAGGGCAUUAAAUGAAUCGCCAUUAUAUAAUACGAAACUUUCGUGCUUGAAUUAUUCGAAUACAAGCUAGAAAUAUUCGUGUUUGAAUUUGAAUCAAUUGUAUGAUUUACAACAAAUAUUGUAAUUAAAUAUAUUGUAUUCGUAAAAGUAAAUGAACUGUAAAUAUCGAUGUAUAUGUGUGAAAAAAGUAUUUAAUUCAAGUAA